Erythranthe guttata (spotted monkey flower) is the source of this 3524-nucleotide messenger RNA. RefSeq names its product putative late blight resistance protein homolog R1A-3. Gene Ontology annotation, molecular function: ADP binding. Lineage: Eukaryota; Viridiplantae; Streptophyta; Magnoliopsida; Lamiales; Phrymaceae. The record is from RefSeq and is a predicted model, not a curated record. Gene Ontology annotation, biological process: defense response to other organism.
UAAUUUAAUUGUCGAUAUUUUUGCCGGAAAAUCAAACAUGUGAUUAUCACGUGCCAAUUGAAGGGCAAAAUUGUACUUUCAGUUAAACUUGACAUUAACCCACCAUUUUCUACUUUCAAUUUUCAUCAAGAAUGACUAGUCAACCAUUGUUGCCCUCAUUUUUCUUUCUUUCAGACUUCAUUUUCUUUCUCUGGCAUUUUUUUAUUGUCCUAAGAUAAAUUCAAACUAUAGUACUACAAAGCAAAGAUGAGUAAUUCUUCUUGAUUCUCAACCUGAACAAUUGUUCUGAACACCAAUUUGAUUUUCGGGAGAGAGAGAGAGUGUUCUAGAGAGAGAGAGAGAGAGAGAGAGAGAGAGAGAGAGAAUGCAAGUUACAGAUGGCGGCUUACGCAGCUCUACUUUCUCUCAGGCAUAUCAUCGAACAGAUUCAGCAUCAUCCUCGCCCUCCAAUUUCUCUUGACCAAAACCAGGUCCAAUCUCUCACCGACAACCUCAAUUUCUUGCAAAAAUUUCUCGAGCAUGGAUAUCCUUGUGUUGGCAGCAGCAGAGAAGCAAUUGAUGUUUUUGAAAGUCGAAUUGCAGAUGCAGCUCAUGCAGCCGAAGAUAUAAUCGAAACCUGGGUUGUUGAUCAAAUUCUUGCUGAAUCGACUGCUCAAGCGUCGAAAACCGAAACCUGGGUUUGUGAUCAAAUUCUUGGUGGAUCAAGAAAAACGAAGAAUACUAGAAUGCAAGAUCAUCUGUGCAGAAUUUUGUCCACUUUCUGUGGUGCUGGUUCAUCAAGAUCUCCUUCAACGAGGCAGAAUGUCGUAGCUGGUUUAGAUGUCGUGGAAAAAAUCAGUUCUGUCGACUUGUACCGAGAUCUCGAUAAGGUGAUCCAAGACAUGGGUUUAAUCAAGAAAGAUGUGAUGGAGAUUAAAGAAAGUAAUAUUGGAAUCGAAGAUCACCUGCACAUGAAUCCUUCAAGUCUUGCUGGUGCUGCUUCGUCAAGGUCUCCUUUAACAACGAAGCAGGAAACCAUGGUUGGUUUUGAUGAGCUCUUGAUUGAAGUAAUGGAUAAGCUCACUGGACAACAAUCUAAUCUCCGCAUAAUCCCGAUUGUUGGCAUGGGCGGCAUCGGUAAGACUACUCUUGCUAGAAAUUCUUAUGCUAAGCCACUCAUUGUGCAUCACUUUGAUGUUCGUGCUUGGGUUACAAUAUCUCAACAUUAUAAUGUGCAAGAUAUUCUUAUCGAAAUUCUUCUUUGUGUAAGCAAAUACGAGAGCCGUGAAAUCUUGAGUGGGAAGAGUGAAGGUGAAUUAAGUGAAAGAGUGCAUAAAAGUUUAUGGGGAAGGAGAUAUUUAAUUGUAAUGGAUGAUAUUUGGAGUAUUGAGGUGUGGGAUAGAGUGCAAAUCUUCUUUCCGGACAAUGGUCAAGGAAGUAGAGUAAUGAUAACCACUAGGCUGUCGAACGUUGUUUUUCAGUUAAUUGGCUCUCAUGGCCUCGUGAUGGAUUUCUUAAACGAGUAUAAAAGUUGGGAGCUACUGCGGAAAAGUAUUUUUGAAAAAAAAGAAGAUUGCCCUUUUGAAUUAGAAGAAAUAGGAAAGAAGAUUGCUAAAAAUUGCAAAGGACUUCCUUUGUCAAUAGUUGUGAUUGGAGGACUACUUGCGAAGUCCAAGCCCACAAGAGAAUAUUGGGAAUAUAUUUCAGAAAAUUUAAACUCUAUUGUACAUUUAGAAGAGAAUGAGCGUUGCUUAAAAGUAUUGCAUUUGAGUUAUAACCAUUUGCCGGUACAUCUGAAGCCAUGUUUUCUGUAUAUGGGAGUUUUUCCUGAAGACAAAAACAUACGUGUCUCCUGGCUCGUAAAAGUAUGGGUUUGUGAAGGAUUUCUGAAAUCAAUUAGCGGCAAAAGCUUGGAAGCGGCUGCGAGAGAGUACUUGGAGGACCUUUGUGACAGAAAUCUCAUUUUAGUUCAUCAAAGAGGAUUGAAUGGGGGAAUAAAGUUUUGCAAGAUCCACGAUCUCGUAAGGGAACUAUGCUUAAGGGAAGCCGAGAAAGAGAAGUUCAUCUACGUCAGAAGACCGCAUGACCUUAACAUUCCUCAAGGCAUUAUAAAUACCCGGCGUCGCAUUAGUAUUCAUCAAAGCGCGUCAGAGAAGGAAUAUCUCCCUCAAGCUCGUCACGCGUUGGAAUGUAUGCCACUUGCUCGUUCUUUGAUUGUCGGUCGCCAAGGAGUUUUACCGUCACUUAAUUAUUUUAGAUUGUUGAGGGUGCUAAAUGCAGUUGAUAAAUAUUUGAAUGAUCAUGUGUUUAGCCUAGAAGCUGUUUUUCAGCUGGUUAACUCGCGGUUCAUUGCUAUCACAUCUGAUAGGGAUCAAAAUGCCGAUUUUCCUUCGUCAAUCAACCUCCUUUGGAAUCUACAGACUUUAAUUGUCAAGGAGAGAGAUGCUUUUGCACCAUCUGAAAUUUGGAAGAUGACUCAACUUCGGCAUGUUCAGUUCAAUCAACUUGAAAUGCCCGAUCCUCCUCUCGAUGGGAAAGACGAGUAUGUUCUGGGGAACCUACGGACGCUCUCGAGAAUAAGAAAUUUCAAAUGUGGAGAAGAGGUGGUUAAGAGAAUCCCCAAUAUCAAUAAAUUACAAAUAUCUUAUCAUGAACAAUUUGACGGAUGUUCAAGUUACUGUCUCGACAAUCUUGUCCGUCUACAUAAACUCGAAUCGUUUGGCUGCUUCUUUUUUACUUGGAAUAGGCCGAACCGGGACGAUGUUUUGCGGAAUUUCAUCCUCCCGAAUUCACUCAAGAAGUUGACUUUGCACAGGACCAAUUUGUACUGGGAAGACAUGAAGACAAAGAUAGGUUUGUUACCCAAUCUUCAAGUCCUCAAACUUAAGGCAAAUUCCUUUGUAGGAACCGAGUGGGAAACGGUUGAAGGGCAAUUCUGCAACCUUAAAUUCUUGCAAAUCUGCGACUGCAGUGACCUGGAACGGUGGACAACAGAGAGCGCCCACUUUCCACGCCUUGAGCAACUUGAUCUCCGACAUUUGGAUAGGUUGGAGGAGAUCCCUUCAGAUAUUGGAGAAAUACCAACGCUUCAAUCGAUUCGGGUACAAUAUUGUAGCAAGACAGCUGUCAUUUCUGCUAGAAGAAUAUUGGAUGAACAAGAAGAAUUUGACAACGUAGGCCUUCGGGUUCGAGUUGUCGCACGGAAUAUAAAACACUUUGAGAGCUUGGCUAGUCCCAACUUUCAAGUUGGAGUAAUUUGGAUGAACUAGUCUUCAUUGAGUUUACUUGCAUCAACCUUCUUUCAUUUUUUUGAUUAAAUCAUUAAAGGAAAUAGUAUAAUGAUUGGUAAGAAUCUGCCAAUCGGAGACGAACAAGCUCUGACACGGUGUCGGGCAUGUAAUGAAAUUUUGUUUCGGUCCGCCAUAAGAGUUUGGAGUUUCUUCAAAUGUUCAUGUUAUUAUAUGUAAAAUCAAGUGAGUCGAAACUCAAGUAAUUGUAAUAUUUUGCGGUUACCUAUAAAAUAUAACUUUGAAGUUGUGCUUCAA